Molecule: messenger RNA, 318 nt
Organism: Penicillium odoratum
Lineage: Eukaryota; Fungi; Ascomycota; Eurotiomycetes; Eurotiales; Aspergillaceae
Exons: 2
Coding region: 1-318 (105 amino acids)
Source: RefSeq, a predicted model, not a curated record
AUGGUGUUAACUGUGCAAACAAUCGGAGGGUCGGUUUUUGUCAGCGCUGGUCAGUCAGCUAUGGUCAAUGUUUUGCUCAAUGUUCUCCGUGGAGAGACUUCAACCGUCGAUGCCUCCAAAGUUGCGAUGACAGGCGCAACUGAGCUGCGUAAAGCUUUCUCUUCAGAGCAAAUGAGCUUUAUCCUCGGCGCAUAUAUGCAAGGUCUUCAGGCAGCAUUCUUGGUGGCCGUUGUCGCAUCUUGUUUGGCCACUGUGGUCUGCAUGGGGAUACCAUGGACUAAGCUUUCGGGGGCGGUUACUGUUGCAUCAGCAGCCUGA